AGGAGCCGUUCAUAACCACCCUUCUCACGGGUUUCUUGUCGACCUCCCAAUAGUUCUCCCCGGCUAUUUCUACCUUCACCAUGGACGGGGACGAGCUCAUCGCCUCGGUCUACCGCAAGAUCGAGCGGGAGAAGGCCCUCAUCGCCGCCGCUUCGAACAUGCGACAGUCGACCGACAAUCCUCUCGUGCAGCAAAGGGUUGACGCCAACAUUCGCGAUGGGCAGAAGAAUAUUGCUUACCUCGAGGAGAAGAUGCGGGAAUUGCAGUUGCGCCAAGAACGAGGCCAGGCAUCCCCGACCGAUCGACGCAUCCCCUCGGGUGACGGUGCACCUGUGCCACCGCAGAAGGAUUACGGCAAUGAGUAUGGCGAAGGAGCCGGUCAAUAUCCGCAGGGAGGAUCAGGGUCCAUGCCGUCAGGUGCCCCAUACGCAGACCCUCGCCCUUUCGCUCCCGUGCCCAAGGCUCGUCCCAAUUACACAAAGCUCGACUUGAUCAAAUAUGACACUCAGUACCUGGGACCCAAGAUCCAGCUCAUGCUGUCCCAGCUGGAGUUCAAGCUGAGUGUAGAGAAGCAAUACAAGGCCGGGAUUGAGAAGAUGGUUCGCUUGUAUCAGGAUGAGGGAGAUCGCAAGAGUCGCGCCGAUGCUGAAGGCCGGCGGAUUGAGAGUAACCAGAAGAUCCAGUUGCUGAAGCAGGCCCUGAAGCGAUAUGAGGAUCUUCACGUCGACAUCGAAUCAGCAGACAGCCCUGAUGAUGAGAGCCUAAGCACACCAAACCUGCGUAAGCCGCUCACAGGUCUGCUAACCAUGCGCAUCCAUGCCGUGCAAGAUGUAGAUCAUGCCACCAGCUCCCGAUUCUCGCGCGGCCCGGAAACUUUUGUGGUUCUGAAGGUGGAGGAUACCAUUAAAGCGCGCACGAAGCCGACCCGGACAGAUAGAUGGCAGGAUGAAACUUUCAACCUGGAGAUUGACAAGGCCAACGAAAUCGAACUCACCGUAUAUGAUAAGUCUGGAGAUCGGCCUACCCCGAUCGGCAUGCUGUGGGUGCGCAUUUCGGACAUUGCCGAGGAGAUGCGUCGGAAAAAGAUCGAGACGGAGUUCAAUGCAUCCGGAUGGGUUUCUGCGGAAAAGAUGGGGCAUGGAGGACAGCCCGGACGGCCCGAUACUGCAGGAGGAAUGGGUUCAUCUCAUCAAGGUGGCCCCGGGGGUCCUGCAGGGCCGGGUGGUCAAGGUGGUGCGGCCGGCGCACCGGGUGCUGGCCAGGUCAUCAUUGAUUCUUGGUUUGCGCUGGAACCAGUUGGGCGUAUCCAGCUGUCCAUGAGUUUCGCCAAGCAACUGAAAGACCGUCGCCCGUUCGAUAUUGGUCUCAAUCGUCAAGGUGCUGUUCGCCAGAAGAAGGAGGAGGUCCACGAAAAGCAAGGUCACAAGUUCGUCACGCAGCAGUUCUACAAUAUCAUGCGCUGCGCGCUUUGCGGCGAUUUCCUGAAAUAUGCCGCCGGCAUGCAGUGUGCCGACUGCAAGUACACCUGCCACAAGAAGUGCUAUCCCAAGGUUGUCACCAAGUGUAUCAGCAAAGCCAACUACGAGACGGACCCGGACGAAGAGAAGAUCAACCACCGGAUUCCGCAUCGUUUCGAAGGUUUCUCCAACCUUUCAGCCAACUGGUGUUGCCAUUGUGGAUACUUGCUGCCUUUCGGACGCAAGAACGCAAAACGCUGUACAGAGUGUGGUCUCACGAGUCACGCCCACUGUACUCAUCUCGUGCCCGACUUCUGUGGCAUGUCCAUGGAAGCAGCUAACCAGAUCUUGGAAACUCUUAUUCGUGCAAAGGUUCAUAAUAAGUCUCCAUCGGUUAGCUCUACCAGCCGCCUUAGCGACCGCACCUUGCGCGCUCCUCAGACUCCGCAGGACCAUACAUCCAUGGCCUACCCGUCAAAGCCUGUCGAGCAGUACGAGCCAGCACGGCCCGCCGCUCGGGAUGCUGUGAGCGCUGCGUCUAUGUCAUAUAAGCCUCCGCAGUCUCCGACUACCCCUCAAGCAUCUCAGACAUCUCCCAGAACCUCGGCUUCGGCCGAUCUCGCAAGCCAUGCCGCCGCAGCUGCGGCAAAUACUCGUCCUCCCCAGGCGAUGCCAGAACCAAGCCGCCCUGUGCAGCCCCAGCCACCCCAGCAUGCUCGCUAUGAUCCUUCGGCUUAUCCCAUGUUCGAAGGAGGCGUGCCACAUCAGCAGAUGCAGAAUGUCGGUGCCCCUGGUCCGUAUGGCGUUCAGCAGCAGCAGCAGCAGCCGCCGCCACCGCCACCGCAACAGAGUAUGGCAGUGGCACAAAAGCAAGCACCUGAGGCGCCUCAGCAACAACCGAAGGUCAGAAUCGGACUGGAUCAUUUCAACUUCCUGGCAGUUUUGGGUAAGGGUAACUUUGGUAAGGUCAUGCUGGCGGAGACCAAGAGCACCAAGAAGCUUUAUGCGAUCAAGGUCCUGAAGAAGGAGUUCAUCAUCGAGAAUGAUGAAGUCGAAAGCACCAAGUCUGAAAAGCGGGUCUUCUUGAUCGCCAACAAAGAGCGUCACCCCUUCCUCCUUAACCUCCACGCCUGUUUCCAGACCGAGACGCGCGUGUACUUCGUUAUGGAAUAUAUUAGUGGUGGUGAUCUGAUGCUCCACAUUCAGCGCGGCCAGUUUGGUCUCAAGCGAGCACAGUUCUAUGCUUCAGAGGUUUUGCUCGCGCUGAAGUAUUUCCACGAGAAUGGUGUCAUCUAUCGUGACUUGAAGCUUGAUAACAUCCUUUUGACUCUGGAUGGUCAUAUCAAGAUUGCGGAUUACGGUCUGUGCAAGGAAAACAUGUGGUAUGGUGCAACGACCAGCACCUUCUGUGGUACGCCCGAAUUUAUGGCACCUGAGAUUCUCCUGGACAAGAAGUACGGCCGUGCUGUCGAUUGGUGGGCAUUCGGUGUCCUGAUCUACCAGAUGCUUCUUCAGCAAUCCCCCUUCCGUGGUGAGGAUGAGGACGAAAUCUACGACGCCAUUCUCGCCGACGAGCCGCUGUAUCCCAUCCACAUGCCCCGCGACUCGGUCUCUAUCCUGCAAAAACUGCUUACUCGUGAGCCCGAGUUGAGAUUGGGCUCGGGUCCCACCGAUGCCCAAGAAGUCAUGUCCCAUGCAUUCUUCAGGAACGUCAACUGGGAUGAUAUCUACCACAAGCGUGUGCCACCACCCUUCAUGCCCACCAUCACCAGCCCGACAGAUACCAGCAAUUUCGAUCAGGAAUUCACUAGUGUGACUCCUGUCCUGACGCCUGUGCAGUCCGUCCUUUCUCAAGCUAUGCAGGAAGAGUUCCGCGGCUUCUCCUACACUGCCGACUUCGCAUAAACAUUCUCCGCGUAACUUCUCGACCACCUGUGCUGAUUGCGCGUUUGUCUUGUCUCUACUUUGGCCUGAUGUGUUUCUCGGAUUCUUGAUGUUGCCGGUCUUUGGGCACCGUUUGCGCCGGUGUCUUUCACAUACCCAUAAGUGUUUUGAGUGCCAGUGUAAGCGUGGUGAUAGCUUUUGUGAAUGCAGAUGGAUUGAUGGCUUUGACGGUGUUUUAUUCUACGACAUUACAUUCUGUUUCUGCAACCCAAGGCCUUUGGUUGUCUUCUAAUUUCUGUUUCUUUGUGGGCGUAAUUGACGUGCUCGGAAUAUAACUCUGCUCCAGGGACUAUCUCCUCUCAUGACUAUUGCAGUAUAUUUUGUGGCACGGUCACUCGAAGGAUGCUGCGAUUGUGUUAGAAUGGUUUAUGAGGAUAGAAGCUGUGUUGCGCCGGUUGGACACAAGU
Aspergillus aculeatus ATCC 16872 is the source of this 3808-nucleotide messenger RNA. It is a transcript of the gene pkcA, whose product is annotated as protein kinase c. The record is from RefSeq and is a predicted model, not a curated record. Bases 81 to 3362 code for a protein of 1093 amino acids. Gene Ontology annotation, biological process: signal transduction; protein phosphorylation; fungal-type cell wall biogenesis. Lineage: Eukaryota; Fungi; Ascomycota; Eurotiomycetes; Eurotiales; Aspergillaceae. Gene Ontology annotation, molecular function: ATP binding; diacylglycerol-dependent serine/threonine kinase activity. The transcript has 9 exons.